Molecule: messenger RNA, 2132 nt
Organism: Vigna radiata var. radiata (mung bean)
Lineage: Eukaryota; Viridiplantae; Streptophyta; Magnoliopsida; Fabales; Fabaceae
Product: protein ROOT PRIMORDIUM DEFECTIVE 1
Exons: 2
Coding region: 503-1789 (428 amino acids)
Molecular function (GO): RNA binding
Source: RefSeq, a predicted model, not a curated record
UAUUUUCUAGUUCAGUUUAGAAAAACUGAACCUAGGAGAUUUUCAGUCAGUUAGAUGUUUGAGAACUGUAUCAGUGGCUUUUCAUCACUUCCUCAUUUCCAGUUAUUCUUAAAACCCGGUGACCCUACCCUAGUCGUGCCGUGACGCGGCCGCUGCCCACCGUGACACUGUCAUCGAAGGAGAGCUCCAACGAAAACCCACGAUGAUCCUGUCCUAAGCCUGUCGUGACGCAAUCGUUGUCCAUCGUUGUCGUCGAAAGAAAACUCCCACGAAAACCCACGGUGCCCUGCCCUGGCCCUACCGUGACGCGGCUGUUUCCCACCGUGACCCUGUCCGCAUUUGCUAUUGCUCCAGUCGUCGAGGGACCUUGUCGUAGUUGUUGCUGUUCGCUGCCGUACCGACUGUCGAGUAGCUUUUCUUGGAGCAAAGUGUGGAUUUUGAGAACUACAAGUUCAUAGGGAAUCUCUGUUGCUACUUAUACUGUCCAUGGUCAGUUUAUAUUAUGUUCCGUCGGCUAUUUGGUAUUGGAAGAAAUUCUGGUUUUGUUCACGGUUAUCGACAAGGAUACAUUUACCAGCAGAAGUUUAGUCUGGUGAACAUAAAAUUGAAAUGGGUAAAAGAUAGGACAUUGGAUGCUGUUGUUGCUGGUCAAAGGGAUGUUAAGGCAACUGGAAUCCUUGUCUCCAUAAUUCAUUCUUCUUCCCAAUGCUGCCUUCCAAUAUACCAUCUUUCUCGCUAUCGUGGACAACUUGGUCUUCCCAGUGAACUCAAACUCUCUACCUUUAUAAGAAGAUAUCCGAAUAUAUUUGUUGAGUCCUGUUUUCUUGAUAGUGGAGGCUCUCCUGUCCCAUGGUUCAGUCUGAGUCCUGAAGCCUUGGAGCUUCACCAACGGGAAGUCAGCAUCCUUCAGCAAAGUCAAUUGGAACUCAGGGAUAGGCUAUGCAAAUUGCUUAUGCUCACGACUCAUAGGAUCCUUCCACUACAAACCAUUGACCAGUUAAAAUGGGAUUUGGGUUUACCGUAUGAUUACCAGCAUUCUUUUAUUCCAAAUCACCCUGAAAGAUUCACAUAUGUUCGCCUUCCUGAUGAUCGUGUUGGGUUGAAAUUGUUAUUUUGGGAUGACAAACUUUCCAUCUCAGAGUUACAGAAGAAUAGUUCUCUACAGCAAAAGGUAGAAGAUAUAAAAAAUGGAUCGUUAGCAUUUCCAGUUAGUUUUACCAGGGGUUUUGGUUUGAAAAGAAAAUGCAUGGAGUGGCUGAAAGAGUGGCAGAAACUCCCCUAUACUUCACCUUAUGCCGAUGCCUCUCAUUUGGAUCCCCGCACUGAUGUAUCUGAGAAAAGGAUUGUUGGAGUCUUCCAUGAGCUCCUUCACCUUACACUUCAUAAACAAACUGAGCGCAAGAAUGUCAGCAACUUGCGCAGACCCCUGUCACUGCCGCAGAAGUUUACUAAAGCGUUUGAACGUCACCCUGGUAUAUUUUAUAUUUCCAAGAAGAGUGACACCCAAACAGUUGUUCUCAGGGAGGCCUAUUACGGUCAAGAACCUGUGCAGAAUCAUCCCCUCCUACAAAUUAGAGAGGGAUUCGCAAGCCUGAUGAAGAAAGGGCUGUUGGAUAGGAGUAGAGGUGUAUACAAAAGAAACAGAGAUACUAAUUCGGUGGAUGGUUUGAGAAACGAGGUUCGCAUUGCUGAUAAAACUAACCAGAUUAGUUCUAAGGAUAAAUCAGAUUCCAUGUUUUAUGAUUAUGAUUCAGAUAGCCCUCUACAGAGCCCUUGCCGAUAUAUAUGAAUGUGGUAUUUUUUAUUUGGCCACUGUCUUAGUGUGGCUUGGAUUAGUGAGAAUCUUAAAUAUGGCCUAGAGAGGAUGUAAAUAUUAGUACUGUUCAGCCACCUCCUUCUGCUACCUUAUUUAUGAAGUUCUGUCAACAACCAAGCAUAUCAGCAAUGCUAUCAUCUUAACAAGGAGGGCCAUUUUCGGAUUAGAUGCAAUAUUCUGGAAUAAGGGUACAGCUCAAUCUCGUUAGAAGAUUACUGACAUGGGAUAUAUUUAAGACACAUAAAAAGCUACAAUUCAAUUCACUGUAAGAAAUUUAUGUAUCAAUUUUUAUGGGAGUUAAAAAUUUAGCUCAAAA